UUAAAAACCUCAAAAACCCAAAACAGACGGAGCUGAAACAUCCAGAAACCGUCAGGUCUGCAGGUCUCCAGAUCAGAGGAGCUGAACCAUGACCAAGUGUUUCCUGCUGAGUGUGUUCGUCCUCCUGAUGCUGAUUCCUGCAGUUUUCUGUUUCGUUUCAGGGGCUCCUGAGGAUGCAGGUGAAGGCGGGAAACAGAAGCGCAGCAUCCCAAACUGGGCGAUGACCUCCGACGACUUCUUCGGUUGGGUGGAGGAGCUCCGGAAACACGCCGGCUACGAGCAGAUCGAAGAGCUGGCCAGGACCUUCUGGGCUCACUUCCCCUCCGCAGACCGACUCGGGUACGGAGCCCACGAACCGGAAGAGUAGAGAGUUCAGUCGGAUGGAGGAUGGCGAGAAAGACACGACCUACACGAAGACGAGAAGAAGAACUAGACGGACAUGUCAAUAAAAAAGUUUGGUUUGCCUUUAAUUAGCUUUGAUAACUCUGAAAUAAGAUUACGAUUUUUUUUCUGAAUAAAUAAUAUCAGAUAAAACAGAUAGUAUGAAAAGUGCUGCAGUUACUCCCUCUGACCACAGGAGGGCAGUAAACAUUAGGGUUAUUUCUGUGGUGACUAGUACUGUGAGAGGUUUAAUAAUCCGAAUAUAAUGUGGGGAAAAAAUGUCAUUGUAAGAAUUAUUUUCAGUGUUGUAGUUACUGACAGUGACCACAGGAGGGCAGUGAUGAUCACAGCUCUUUAUUUGUUUGUAUUAGUGUUGUUAAAGGUCAUUACAUGAAUAAAUCUCAUGAUAUUGAAGUUUUUGUUCCCAUAAAAAAGACAUCAUGCAGUUCAUC
This is a messenger RNA of Labrus mixtus (cuckoo wrasse), 833 nucleotides long. RefSeq names its product otospiralin-like. The transcript is spliced from 4 exons. NCBI's taxonomy places the organism in Eukaryota, Metazoa, Chordata, Actinopteri, Labriformes, Labridae. Gene Ontology annotation, biological process: sensory perception of sound. Bases 89 to 367 code for a protein of 92 amino acids. The record is from RefSeq and is a predicted model, not a curated record.